CUUUUCCAAUGCGUGCACAACACAGUUCAACCUCCCCUUAGAUUAUACCGACAACCAGUUAACACCCGAAGUGAACUCCCCAAACCGCCCUGUGUCGGAGAAUAAAGCAUCCUAUUCAUGCUGCGUCUGCAGGGCACCCUCUAGCGACUCUUGGCAUAGUAAUGCAAUCAAAGCGUGGUAGGAGGGUUCAGGUCCUCUCAGAUCACUGAAGCGCACAACUGGAGAGGCAGUUGGCAUAGCAGCUGUGCUGAGAUCAGCUGGUGUGGUGACGGCUAGCAGUGCCAUUGACUCCGAUCAGUGAGGCGGAGGAGCACGUUAUGGACGUCAAGCUGCGGCGUGUGAGAUAGUGUCCGCUGUGCUUGCGCUCACUUCCCUGCGUGCACAAUGAACAACAUCAGCUGCUUUUGUUGACACUUCACCUCUUUCUCCGCCGCUCUCGCUGACUCCGCAGUUUCAAUUCUGCAUUCUCAUCAUCCGUGUUCACUGAUGCAGAGGUCAUCAAACCUGUGUGUGUGUGUGUGUGUGUGUGUGUGCGUGUGUGUGUGUGCGCGCACACCGCUGUUUGAAUUGGCACUGACGUCAUAUAUGUUGACUGCAAAACAGACACAUUCCACUUCUUCUUUUUUUGUGUCAAGGCUCAGUGUCACGUGAUGUUGUGCAUGGAAGCUUUUGACAUCAUGUGAUUACAGGGACAAGCUUGUUUUAUUGUCUGUGUGUGUGUGUGUGUGUGUGUGUGUGUGUUGCUGCCUCAAGCAGGUCGUUGCUCCAGCUGGCCAGUGUUAAUUAAAAUGGUUCCUCUUCAUGCUGCCUGUGCCCUGCUGAGCCUCGCGCCCCUGUUGGUGCUUGGGGGUCGUCCCAUUUGGACCCAGCCAGAGCAAGUGCACCUCUCUUAUCCAGGAGUGCCAGGUUCCAUGAGGGUAACCUGGACCACCUUCAAUGAGACCGAGAGCAAGGUGGAGUACGGUCUUCUGGGAGGUCGGCUUUUUGAGUUGAGCGCCAAAGGGGGCGCUACUCUGUUUGUGGACUCGGGCGAGGAGAAGAGAGAGAUGUACAUCCACAGGGUCACUCUCACGGACCUCAAACCCGCUGCUACCUACGUCUACCACUGUGGGAGUGACGAGGGCUGGAGCGACGUGUUCUCCUUCACUGCGCUGAACGACAGCACAAGCUUCAGUCCCAGAUUUGCUCUGUACGGGGACCUGGGCAACAAGAACCCUCAGUCUCUGGCUCGACUGCAAAAGGAUACGCAGCUCGGCAUGUACGAUGCCAUCCUGCACAUCGGUGACUUUGCCUACGAUUUGCAUGAGGACAAUGCCAGGAUCGGAGAUGAGUUCAUGAGGCAGAUUCAGUCCAUAGCCGCCUACGUGCCCUACAUGACCUGUCCAGGCAACCACGAGUCUACAUAUAACUUCUCCAACUACAGGAAUCGCUUCAGCAUGCCAGGCCAGACGGAGAGCCUGUGGUACAGCUGGAACCUCGGGUCAGCGCACAUCAUCUCCCUCUCCACGGAGGUUUAUUUCUAUCUCGAAUUCGGCCAGGAGCUGAUCUUCAAGCAGUACGAGUGGCUGAUGAAAGACCUGGAGGAGGCCAACAAGCCGGAGAACCGAGCAGUGCGUCCGUGGAUCCUCACCAUGGGACACAGACCCAUGUACUGCUCCGAUGACGACCAGGACGACUGCACCAUGUUUGACUCCUACGUCCGACUGGGACGGAGUGACAUCGAACCGCCAGCUCCGGGUCUAGAGGAUCUAUUUUACCGCUAUGGCGUGGAUGUGGAGUUGUGGGCACAUGAGCACACAUACGAGAGGCUAUGGCCCGUCUACGGGGACAAGGUGUACAAUGGGAGCAAAGAGCAGCCUUAUGUGAACCCAAAGGCUCCAGUACACAUCAUAACGGGCUCUGCUGGCUGCAGAGAGAAGACCGACAGGUUCAAUCCAAACCCCAAAGAGUGGAGCGCUUUCCGCAGCAUGGACUACGGCUACACCCGCAUGCAAGUAGUCAAUGCCACCCACCUUUACUUGGAGCAGGUCUCCGAUGACCAGUAUGGGAAGGUGAUAGACAGCAUCUGGGUGGAGAAGGAAAAGCAUGGCAUCUCUGCGUGGUUCUGAAGACCGCCAUGCACUUUGAACUUCAGACGAUCACAUUUUGUCGUGCGUCACACCAAUCAUGUUCUGAUGAUGGACGUUUAAAUUCCUAUUCGUUCAGCAUUUUUAAAUUUAACAUGUAGUGAACCCUUUGAUUUCAGACAUUUUAAUCUAAUUUUAAGACCACUACAGGAUGAUCAUCUACUGUAAAUGUAUCUAAUGAAACAUACAUUUAAAUAAUUGAUUUUAAUGGAUCAAUUUGUCCUUAAUCAAAAUCAUCAUCAAUGUAGUCCAACUAUAUUUAAUUUAUUUAAUUUA
Molecule: messenger RNA, 2402 nt
Organism: Pseudoliparis swirei
Lineage: Eukaryota; Metazoa; Chordata; Actinopteri; Perciformes; Liparidae
Gene: acp7
Product: acid phosphatase 7, tartrate resistant (putative)
Exons: 13
Coding region: 789-2108 (439 amino acids)
Molecular function (GO): acid phosphatase activity; metal ion binding
Source: RefSeq, a predicted model, not a curated record